Molecule: messenger RNA, 1086 nt
Organism: Ilex paraguariensis (yerba mate)
Lineage: Eukaryota; Viridiplantae; Streptophyta; Magnoliopsida; Aquifoliales; Aquifoliaceae
Source: the annotation of a GenBank genome assembly
AUGGAGUUUGGAAAUUUGAAAUCUUCCACAUCUGGUAAACACCUUGUGUUCAAAAAUUCAGAGCCAUUCACGAAUUUCCUAUUAAGGAAUCUGUUAACGAAUGAAAAAUCUAUGAACUCUGUACAUUCUGACAUUGAGUCUAACAAAAUGGGAGAUAAGAAGCAUGAAGAAGUUUCCAUUGUAAGCGUGAAUGUGCGCGGAGCUAUUCCUUUUAAUCUUAUUAGUUCAACCAAGUUCCCUCGGCUUGGGUUCAUGGUUCCCUUUGGGGUUUCCCAACUUUGCACUAGGGUUGCAUGGACCCUAGUCCCUAGUGCAAAGUUGGGAAAACAUUGUCUUGCGGAAUCCGUUCUAACUAAGGUUGUGGAGGAGUUUGAGCAACACAUUGCAAGCCAAGUUGAAUUGAAGAAAACAACUCCAAAGAUUCGACUAUUUCGCAAGGCAACAUGCCUAUUUUCAAACAUAUUUCUGGUGAUACAAAGAUACCUUCUUUAUUUGAGUGUAUUCACGCUGCUACAUUCUUUUGUGGGAGCUGAAAGCCUGAAACAAACUGUUUAUACUAAAAAAGCUGAAAUGCAGUCAAUGCAAAUGAAGUUUCAUGAGGAGGUUAACAAUCUUGGCUUGCAUUUGCAUAUCCAUGGCCUAGCUCAUUCUGCUUCUGGAUAUCAGAGAGUUCUUGAGGAAAAUCACAAGCUUUGUAAUCAACUGCAAGACCUGAAGGGAAGUAUUACGGUUUAUUGUCGAGUAAGACCCUUCUUGGCUGGAAAAUCAAACUGUUCGAGUACUGUGGAUAAUAUAGAAGAAGGGCCUAUCACAAUUAUUCCCCCAUCAAAGCAUGGAAAAGGACGUAGGCCAUUUAACUUUAACAAAGUAUUUGGACCCUCUGCAACUCAAGAAGAGAGAAAGGACACUUUCCGAUAUGAGGUUUCAGUUCAGAUGAUUGAGAUUUAUAAUGAGCAAGUUAGAGAUCUCCUUGUUACUGAUGGGCUUAACAAAGGAUAUCCUUUAUCAUUUGCAUCAGCUGCAGCACUCAAACUGGGCAUCAAGUUGUCAUACUGGGUGGAAAUCUUGAAACUUCAAGUAAUAUGA